AUGUGCACCGAAAAUGAGGCAAACUGCAUACCGGUACAAGUAACGGAGCACACCCAAAUCUGCAUUACGCUGGAAACGUCUGAAGAAAAGAAGAAGGCAAUAGCAGUAAAAGUUGUUCCGACUGUAGUGAUAACAAACAUGAGAGAAUCAAUUUAUAUUAGUAUACGAGCUGAAGCAAGUAUUUGUGAGAAGAUCGUAUCAAGCCAACAAGAAAGGCACAAUCAGUAUGGGGACCUGCCAAAUGCCGGUCAUUUCGGUCAUUUACACACAAUGUUUGUUAUUCCUCCUUCUUCCGACGAACACACUGACUAUUACAAUGUGUCAGGCUCAAUAAGAAGUGGAAAGUUGAUGGAAAUCAUUUGCCUGUGCGCAAUGAAGGUGGCUUAUGCAUUUGUUAAAGAAAAGAACACACAUACACAAGAAGAGCUUCUAGGAGUCGUUGUCAUUACAAAAGUUGAAGCGAUUCCAUUUUAUAAUUUGAAAGUCGAUGAAAAGUUGGAUUUAUAAAUCUAUGGGAAGAUUAAAAAAGAAGUCGGCAAUAUCCUUCAAGUGCUAGUGAUGAUGUUCCAAAAAGACUCGCAAGGAAAUUUGAUCGAAUCAAUGCACAGACUGACAUUAUAAUUUCAACUUCACACAAUAAAAGCAUAUCAAGCGUAGCCGAGAACAAAGCAGAAGAAAAAUAUGUUGCGCCAGCUUCUGAAAUCAUUACCGUAAAUCAAAAAUAAGAGAGACAAAUGGAAUCACUGGCAAAAAGUCAAGGAGUAAAGCGGAUGCUUGACACAAAAGUGAAGUUAUCUGAAAUUUUGUUGAAAGACCAUCCGAACAUAAAUGGAACUAUAAUCGGAGGGUUUUUAUUGCGGAAAGCUCUCGAGUUGGCCGAGGAGACGGCAAAACUGUUUUGCAGUGGCCCAGUCGCGACUCGAUUAAUGGAUAUAAUUGAAUUUCAAAAUUCUGUGGACACUGGUUGCGUCCUGCACUUCGAAUCCAUGAUACUCUAUACUAAUGGGAAAUUUAUGCAAAUACGAGCGAUCUCAAGUAUCUUGUCUACUUCCGGAAAAAGUGAAAAGAUCCAUUAUCAUUUUUCUAUUGAAUCUCUUGAAACAAGGGUCCCCGAAGUAUAUCCAAAAGGAGAUGAGGAAAUUGCUAUAUACUUUGAAGGAGGGCAACGUCUUGCAGAUGCCAUGAAUGUAAUUGAAACGAACAGACUUUACUGUUUUUACUGA
Messenger RNA from Caenorhabditis elegans, 1223 nucleotides. NCBI's taxonomy places the organism in Eukaryota, Metazoa, Nematoda, Chromadorea, Rhabditida, Rhabditidae. The record is from the annotation of a RefSeq genome assembly.